AUGUCUGCAUCAAAUACACCUCAUACAUUCCAUUCUCCUCACGCUGAAAGCAGAGACCCCAUCAUGGAAGACGAUCAUUUUUCUCUUCGAUACGGUAAUCCCAUCAAAGUAAUUCAUGAUAUCAAGCAGCACAAGCCGGAUGAUUUCGAGCCUACAAAAGACCACGUCUCUGGUACAUUGGCAAGCACUAUUGGAGACGCUUUGACAAGCGACAAAAAGCAACAAAAGCCUCCUUUGACAAAGAGCAAUUCAAGUUUCUUGCGCGAUUCAACCAUUUGCUCUGAAUUUUACCACGACAAGAAAGGUGGUGUAACAGAAGUUGAGCAUAAAGACAAUUAA
Molecule: messenger RNA, 339 nt
Organism: Mucor velutinosus
Lineage: Eukaryota; Fungi; Mucoromycota; Mucoromycetes; Mucorales; Mucoraceae
Exons: 1
Coding region: 1-339 (112 amino acids)
Source: RefSeq, a predicted model, not a curated record